This is a messenger RNA of Dentiscutata erythropus, 1530 nucleotides long. The record is from the annotation of a GenBank genome assembly. NCBI's taxonomy places the organism in Eukaryota, Fungi, Glomeromycota, Glomeromycetes, Diversisporales, Gigasporaceae.
AUGUCGUACGCUCCUGGAAAUAUAGUUUAUGCCAAACUCAAGGGAUAUCCUUGGUGGCCGGCACGAGUCGAAAUUGAGUCUUCUCUACCCUCAAACGUUCUAUCAAAAAAACCAAAAGGACCGAAACCAAUAUGCGGCGUGAAAUUUUUUGGAACUGGUGACUAUGGUUGGUUUGGAAAUAAUGACCUUAAACCGUUUGAAAAGAAGGAGGCAGAAAUAUUAUUACAAAAAAUGCAAAAUAAAAGACGGGAUGACUUGCUAAAGAAAUCUAUUCGAGAAGCCCUAAACCCAUCAUCUUUUGAUGAUCCAAUGGAGGAAGAUCCUGUCGAAGGAGCAGCAACAGAUGAUGAGGAAGUUGAAUUGGAAGAUGAAAGUAAGAAAUCUACUGAGUCUUUAGAAAAUGAUGAUGGUGAAUAUGAUAAAAAAUCAAAAGUUCGUGGCAAAGGAAUCAAAAAAGAUAAAGGACAUACAGCUUCAAAAGCUGCAGAGCGCCAAACAAAAGCUUCAAGGAGCACAAAAUCAAAGAGAAAGUCUCGCGAUUAUUCUUCAGGAGAAGAAGUAGUAACCCGUACUGGAAAAGGAGUAAAGAAACGUAGAGCGACUGAAGAUAAACUUUCCAAGCGCAAAAGAAGCUCUGUAUCCCUGUCAUACACUGACGAUGAGGCAGAGCAAAUGGAUGUGGAUGAACCUAGGGCUGAGGUGGAUGCUAAAAAGAAGGAACGUCGUCAGAAUUUAAAGAAAGAUAGGGGUACAUCUAGAAGUGAAGGCUCAAAAUCUCCAGGCAAGUCUGAUGAUGGAUCACCAAUUACAGGUGUUGUUGAGAAUAAGCAAAUAAACGAUGAUGCAAGUUUUGACAGAAAAGUAAACAAAUUAGAAUCGGAAAGUCAACAUAGAUCGACGAAGUCGCGCCAAUUUAAAACUCCCUCUGAAAAAUUACUCCAUUUUAGACAUAAGCUCCAAAGAAUGACGAUAAAGUCUACUAAGAUUGAGUUACACGAUAUGGGAAAGAUCGAUGAAGUAUUUACUGAAGUAGAAAACUUCCCUAUUACUAUUCCUUUGUUGAAGGAAAGUAAAAUUGGAAAACUUAUGAGAAAAAUCGCUGAUUUAAAAAUUGAGCCUGAUCCAUAUAAUAUCAAGGAUCGAAGCGAUGAAUUAAUUAAAAAGUGGAAGUUUUUAUUGGAGGCGCCCACUCAAGAAGGAACGGAUGAAGAUGCAUCGCCAAAGAUGGCUUCACAAGUUGAAGGAAAUUCGCCACAACAUGAAACUGUUAAACAUGAAGAAGUCGACCAGCCUUUACCCGAAAUUGAUAUCAAGACCGAAGAACAAGAUCGGGUUGAAAAUAACGGGAUUAAAACAGAAAGCGCCCCAGCUGCUAUGGAAUUAGAAAAAACAGAGGCUCUCCCGACAAAUGAAGAUGAUAAACAUGUAAAAGAGGAAGUCAUCACGAAUGGAUCCUCACCUACAGCCAACAAUCAAGGUGUAUCCAUUCAAGAAAAAGAAAUAGCUCACAAUAAAUCACCAGAAUUGUGA